Molecule: messenger RNA, 651 nt
Organism: Homarus americanus (American lobster)
Lineage: Eukaryota; Metazoa; Arthropoda; Malacostraca; Decapoda; Nephropidae
Product: vegetative cell wall protein gp1-like
Exons: 3
Coding region: 1-651 (216 amino acids)
Source: RefSeq, a predicted model, not a curated record
AUGGAUUCUCCCGCGUAUCCAGCCCCGUCUUUAGGGUCUCCUUCGUCUUACCCCCCACGGACUCUGGCUUCACCCUCCUUUACACCCAGACUCAUGGAGUCUUCAGCCUUCCCCCCGCGGACUUCAGACUCUGCCUCGCUCUCAGCCAAGUUGGAGGCGCCCCCUUCCCCGCCAGUCUACCCACCAAGGAAUAUGGAGAUGCCUUAUGGCCAGCGACCUCUUCCAGAGCAUCCUAUGGGAUACUCAAACUACUCGCCAGGAUCAUUCCCACCGUCUUCCGGGCCCUACGGUCCCCCUCCAGUGUCGUUUGCCUCGCUACCUCCCUCCUUCACGCCCUCAUCUCUGGCGCCCUCGCUCUCCUCUACACCAGGAUUCCCCCCAUCAGGAGCUACUGGAUCGCCUCCUCUGGAAGCUUUUGUACAGUUGCUUCUUGCAAUGAACGUCGAAGAUCAACUGAAGUGUUCCCCGGAAGAUGACGUACCAGCAAGGAUUUUUUCAAGUGAUCUAGAACGCUACCAGUGUGACUUUUAUGAUCCUUUUUCUCCCUCCUUACCCAACAAAGACUCCCGUCCCGGGGACUCCAACCUCGCCCAGCAGGGACAGUCAGACCGUAGAUUAAACAACCGUAGCCAAAAGAGAGGUAGAAGCUAA